ACUUUAACUAGCUAGAUGGAGAGAACUAUACUCAGGACGACUGUUAGAACACAACAACAAAAACGAUGUGUUUUAGACACCAAAUUCAAAAAGCAACCUACAGCUAAGGACAAACAUGAUGUUUCUCCUACAAAAGGACAUAUACCAAUAAACACCCAUAGAAAUAAAAUCAAUCCAGAUUCUCUGAAACAGGCUAAAUUAUUGGUAGAAAAAGCAAUUAAGGAAAAAAAAGUAUUUGCUAUCCAAGGCUAUUAUCCAUACAUACGGAGUGGCCUGAAGCGCAGAGGAUGGGUGGAAAAAAACAUUCACAAGAUCCGACGACAACAUGAUGAUGAUGAUGAUGAUGAUCCAGAAGGUAUCUGUGAUCUUAUGUCAAGGCUUUUACAUGAUCAAGAUCCCAAUUUUGUUUGGGCAUCAACACAUGAUUCCUUGAGCAGACACUUGUUGAAAAAUGAUCAGAUUAUAAUAAACCAUUAUCCCAAAUCUGUAUUCACAACUAAGGUAGGCCUGUGCCUCAAUUUAAGAAACCUACAUUGGUUUGCAGAUGCUGAUCCAAAUUCAUUUUCCCCACGUGGCUACAGACUGGCAGUCAAAGAGGAAAAACAAGAAUUUAUUGAGGAUUUCCGUCUCACUGCUGCCUGUAGCAUUCUAAAACUUGUUUCACGUGAAGGAAAAAAUAUGCCUAACAGAAGAGAUGUGAAAAAAGAAAUCACUGCUGCACUUCUGUUAAAAUAUAACAAGACAGCCAAACCACUUGUAACAAGUGUCCCAGUUCAAAUUAUCAAAACAGCUCUCAAGGCGUGCAAGCAAUACUUGAACACCUCGGAGCAUGAAGAUAUUGACUGGAAACUGGGUUCUACUAAUACCAUUACAGAAGAUCAAUGGAAAGAAUUCCUGCAUGGAUAUUAUCAGGUCAUCCAUGAAGAUGUAAUCAUAAAUGAGGCAGAAAAUUAUGUAAGCCAGUGCCAAGAUAUUUUACAAAAACUGAAGGCAGUGAACCCACAGCUUGACAUUGAAGGGGAAAGAAAUAUAUGGAUUGUUAAACCAGGAGCUAGCAGCAGAGGAAGGGGCAUAACCUGUAUUGAUCACCUAGAAGAAGCCCUUAAGUUUGUGGACUGCGAUCCACUGUUUAUAAGUGAUGGCAAGUUGGUGGUGCAAAAAUAUAUUGAGAGGCCACUACUAAUUUAUGGCACCAAAUUUGAUGUACGCCAAUGGUUUGUGGUAACAGACUGGAAUCCACUAACUAUCUGGAACUACAAAGAGUGUUACCUGCGUUUUUCAUCGCAACCAUUCUCCUUGAAGGAGCUACACUCUUCUAUACACCUGUGCAAUCAUUCCAUACAAAAGCACUGUAAAAUUUCCCAGAGUCGCCAUCCACAGCUCCCAAAAGAAAACAUGUGGUUCAAGAAUCAGUUUCAAGAUUACCUCCAGAUGAUUGGAGCAACCAAUGCAUGGAAAGAAAUAAUUGAACCAGGGAUGAAAGCAGCAAUUAUUCACGCCCUGCAAUGUUCCCAGGACAGGGUGGUGGGAAGAAAAAAUAGUUUUCAGUUCUAUGGUGCGGACUUCAUGUUUGGAGAGAACUUCCAACCCUGGUUGAUCGAAAUUAAUGCCUGUCCUGCUAUGUCACUGUCUACAUCAGUGAACAGCAAGCUUUGCAUUAGGGUCCAAGAGGACAUACUACGCCUUAUCCUAGACCGGAAACAGGAUGCUGAUGCUUAUGUGGGAGCAUUUGAGCUCAUUUAUAAACAACCUGCAGUAAAAAUCCCUCAACAUGACAGUAAGCAGCUGUUAGUUAAAGGGAGUGCAAUCAAAAAACCACUCCAGACCUCACCAUUCAUGACCAAUGAAAAGAACCAAACAUACAAAGGUUGUAUUGCUAAGGUUGAAAGGAACCCUUGCUUAUUAAACAGAGCAAAAACCACAGCAACCUGGAAAGAAAUAAAAGUAGGGAGAGAAACUUCACCUUCUAAGAAGGUUGAGGUCACUGUGCUUCCUACUAUUAAACAGGGACUAGAGAAGAGAAAGGGAGUUAACCAGUAUCAGCUGCCAAAAUUGUGUGCACACGAAAAGACCAUUACAAGGAAAGACCCAGAAAGGACUAAAAAGGAAGCAUUUGGCCCAAAAAAAUUGGCCAAUAUGGAUUCUGGCCAUUUACAAGUAAUUGGUCAACUAGCUAAGAAACAAAAUCCAGGAUCACUAACGAGCUCGUUAGGUAAAGGACCAAGUUCUUUAGCAUAUCAAAUGUGUACCAGUGGCAAAACUAAUAAGGUAAUGAGAAUAAACAAAUGAUAAUAUUUCCAAAAGAACAAAUCCCAUUAAGCUACUAGAUGGCUUAAAUCACUUACUGCAACCUUCUGGCCCUGCAGGCAGUGAUAACCUUUGGAAAUUAAUUUUAAAGACAAAGUCUUAAAAACGUCAGACACCAAAGUUGUGAUUCCCCUGCAUUCUAAAUGUAUAUAGCAGGGUGGGAUGG
This is a messenger RNA of Xenopus tropicalis (tropical clawed frog), 2473 nucleotides long. RefSeq names its product tubulin monoglycylase TTLL3. Bases 16 to 2289 code for a protein of 757 amino acids. Lineage: Eukaryota; Metazoa; Chordata; Amphibia; Anura; Pipidae. The record is from RefSeq and is a predicted model, not a curated record. Gene Ontology annotation, molecular function: ligase activity. The transcript has a single exon.